AUGAGCAAACACUCCAGACACCGUAAAUCCUCGUCGUCAGAAGACAGCAGCGAAGAAGAUGAAGAGCGUCGGCGGGAUCUUAAGGAGCGCGAUGAAUUUGCGAAACGAUUAAAGCAACGAGACGAAGGCCAAACGCGCAAUGUUGCAUCGUCUUCCGGCAACAGAGGCUAUGCGGAUGCUGCCAAACGGCUCAAACUCGAAACGGAAGACCGAGAAAAGCUGCUACCACAGCUGCGCGUCCAAUCGCGUCGACAGUACCUGGAGAAGCGCAAAGAAGAUAAGGUUGCGGAACUCGAGGCGGAUAUUCGGGAUGAUGAGUAUUUGUUUCCGGAUGCCGAGAUUACCGAGCGAGAGCGACGGGAUCGAGAGUACAAGAAAAAUUUACUUCAAAUCGCACGGGAACAUGACAAAGCCCGAGAACUGGAGCGCGUACAGCGCUAUCGUAUGCCGAAAGAUGUUAAGAAAGGUGAAAUGGAGGAGUAUGUCGAGGUGGACGAACGGGAACGUAUGCCCCACUCGGAGCAGAAAAAAUGGGAAGCGGAACAACUCGCUUCGGCAGUGUACAAGUUUGGAUCGAAGGAUGCCAAAGAACGGGCUGCCCAGCAGGAAGAGUAUGAGCUGCUUCUCGACGAGCAGAUCGAUUUUAUCCAAGCCCUGCAAAUGGGUGGUACGAAGGAAAAGGACGGCAAACGUGAGAUUAGUGAAGCAGAGAAGAAAAAGAUGACCAUAGAAGAAACGCAAAAGUCGCUUCCUAUCUAUCCGUUCAAGGAGGAUUUAAUUGCGGCCAUCAAUGAGCAUCAAAUUCUGAUCAUUGAAGGUGAGACUGGUUCGGGCAAAACGACACAGAUCCCCCAAUACCUGUACGAGGCAGGGUUUACGAACGAUGGUAAAAAGAUCGGAUGCACCCAGCCUCGGCGUGUUGCGGCCAUGUCGGUGGCUGCCCGCGUUGCCGAGGAAAUGAGUGUCAAGCUGGGAAAUGAAGUUGGCUACAGCAUUCGAUUUGAGGACUGUACCACGGAACGUACCGUCAUAAAGUACAUGACGGACGGUACGCUUCAUCGCGAGUUCCUUUCCGAGCCCGAUCUGGCAACGUACCGAGUUAUGAUCAUUGAUGAGGCUCACGAGCGCACACUGCACACGGACAUUCUGUUUGGUUUGGUGAAAGAUAUUGCUCGCUUUCGGAAGGAUCUGAAGCUGCUUAUAUCCAGUGCGACAUUGGAUGCGGAGAAGUUUUCCGAUUUUUUCGAUAAAGCUCCUAUUUUUCGAAUUCCCGGCCGACGCUAUCCGGUCGACAUAUUUUACACGAAAGCUCCCGAAGCUGAUUACAUUGACGCUUGCGUAGUUUCCGUGCUGCAAAUACACGCCACACAGCCACUGGGCGAUAUUUUAGUCUUUUUAACUGGUCAGGAAGAAAUUGAAGCCUGCCAGGAGAUGCUGCAAGAUCGCGUUAAGCGUUUGGGGUCGAAGCUAAAAGAAUUAAUCAUUCUACCCAUUUACGCCAAUCUGCCCUCCGAUAUGCAGGCCAAAAUCUUCGAACCCACUCCACCCAACGCCCGGAAAGUGAUUCUGGCCACCAACAUUGCCGAAACGUCACUUACGAUCGAUAAUAUCAUCUACGUGAUUGAUCCCGGCUUUGCAAAGCAGAACAAUUUUAACUCUCGCACAGGAAUGGAAACACUGCUGGUGGUUCCAAUUUCCAAGGCAUCCGCCAAUCAACGAGCCGGUCGUGCAGGGCGAGUUGCGCCUGGAAAAUGCUUCCGACUUUAUACGGCCUGGGCUUACAACAAUGAGCUGGAAGAUAACACUGUGCCCGAAAUUCAGCGUAUCAAUCUGGGGAAUGCUGUACUAAUGUUGAAGACGCUUGGAAUCCACGACUUAUUACACUUCGACUUUCUGGAUCCUCCACCACACCAAACGUUAAUUCUGGCCUUGGAACAGCUGUACGCACUCGGUGCACUGAAUCACCACGGAGAGCUGACGAAGCUGGGACGACGAAUGGCCGAAUUCCCGGUCGAUCCAAUGAUGGGGAAAAUGUUGCUUGCUAGCGAAAAGUACAAAUGUUCCGAAGAGAUAGUGACGAUUGCUGCCAUGCUAUCGGUGAAUGGAGCGAUAUUUUACCGCCCGAAGGAUAAAAUUAUUCACGCAGAUACGGCGCGUAAAAACUUUAACCACCAGAACGGUGAUCACCUGAGUCUGAUGCAGGUGUAUAACCAAUGGGUCGAAUCGGACUACAGUAUGCAGUGGUGCUAUGAGAAUUUUAUCCAGUAUCGUUCGAUGAAACGUGCGCGUGACGUGCGAGAACAGCUGGUAGGACUAAUGCAACGGGUAGAGAUAGAAAUGGUCUCCUCCGUAUCGGAAACGACCAAUAUUCGGAAAGCGAUAACAGCUGGCUACUUUUACCACGUGGCACGCCUUUCCAAGGGCGGCAACUACAAAACGGUCAAACACAAUCAGGACGUUAUGAUUCAUCCCAACUCGGCACUGUUUGAAGAUUUGCCACGAUGGUUGCUCUACCACGAGCUAGUUUUCACAACGAAAGAGUUUAUGCGCUCAGUCAUCGAUAUUGAGAGCAAGUGGUUGCUGGAGGUUGCACCGCACUACUACAAACCGAAGGAGCUGGAAGAUUCGACCAACAAAAAGAUGCCAAAAACCGUUGGUCGUUCGGCACCGACAGAAAAAUAA
Molecule: messenger RNA, 2682 nt
Organism: Anopheles marshallii
Lineage: Eukaryota; Metazoa; Arthropoda; Insecta; Diptera; Culicidae
Gene: l(2)37Cb
Product: pre-mRNA-splicing factor ATP-dependent RNA helicase DHX16
Exons: 3
Coding region: 1-2682 (893 amino acids)
Cellular component (GO): catalytic step 2 spliceosome; intracellular anatomical structure
Molecular function (GO): RNA binding; ATP binding
Source: RefSeq, a predicted model, not a curated record